GGAUUAUGCUGAAAUGGCUAAAAUAACCGGAAGAAUUAGAAAUCAGGAAGACCAAAAUUUUAAUAAGGAAUGGGGGGGGGAAUUAUAAUUUAUCUUAAAAACAAUUGUAAAAAACUAAAAUUGUUGAGAGACUGACGUCCUCAGCCACGCCUUCUUCCUCAUGUAGGCAACUAAGUUGCGAAGCAGGAAACCAACACGAGCGUUGACGGUGAAAGGAUGAUAAGCAAGACAUUUUUGCAUCUGUGGUUCCUUUCCGUAUUCGUGGGUAAGUCCUGUAUUUUUCUUUUUUUACCGUACAGAUUCAAAAGAAGACCAUGCUUGAUGGAUGGGGCUUGGGUGUGUAAAUGUCAGGGCUAGGCACAACAGCUCUUUCAUACAAAGGCAUAUAAGACAAUUCACAACAGCAUAGCUUCCUAGCUAUGCUACGAUCAUUCAACAGUUAUCAUGUGUGCCAGCCUUCCAAUCUUGCUUACUGCCGAGGGACCUGAAUUGAAAUUUAAGGCACAUUCUCUCUUCAUGGCUUUAUUAUGGGCUUAGCAGCCCUCCUAUCACAUGCCCCAAAUUCGCCAGUUGUUAGCACUGCAGUAGAAGGCAGCAGAAGACCAAGCCAGAACUAACAACGUGAAUUUCAAUAGGGACAAAUGUAAGGUUCUUCACUUAGGCAGGAAGAACCAGAUGCACAAACAUAAGGUGGGGAACACCUAGCUUAACAGCAGUACAUGUGCAAAGGAUUUGGGGGUCUUAAGAGACCACAAGCUGAACAUGAGUCAACAGUGCGCUGCAGCAGCAAAAUAAGCUAAUACAAUUCUAGGCUGCAUCAACAGAUGUCUAAUGUCUAGGUCAAGGGAACGUGUCUGGAAACCAAGCCUUCUGAGGAAUGGUUGAGGGAGCUGGGUAUAUUUUGUCUGGAGAAGAGACGACUGAGGGGCGAUAUGAUAGGAAUCUUCAAACAUCUGAAGGGCCGUCGCAUGGAAUAGGCUUGUGAGACAGGACUUGCCUUGCAGAAGCCAAGUGCUUGGUUCUUGUUAUGUACUAAGCUCAGAGUAUAUUUCAGUUCUUUUGUCUUUAACAAUGCUUUCCACCAGUCACAAAAAUCCAGCAUUUCAUUGCCUGGUAACAGAUAUCAAGUGUGUUGAAGAGACACAGACAUUUCCCCCCAUGAUGUAGAAGUCAACUGUCUAGGCUUGGUCUUAGAGGUGGGUGAGCUUGGUGGUUGCCAAGGGUUUUGAGCUACAGCUUGUCCUUCAAUUAGGUUUAAAUGUUUUUAUUUCAAGGUCCACUUUGUUGUCUCUUACACUAGGUAAAAAUCAGUGGAACUCAGCAUUUCUUAGGGCCAACAGAUACUAAAAGCAAUAUAUAAAUAAUAAUACAAUGGCUUUAAAAAGUCUACUGGAUACCUUUUUAAAAAAUUAUAAUUCUCCUGUAUUAUUUUUAAGGAUUACCAAAAAAAGGAUAUCCUGUCAUAAAGAAUGAUUACCAAAAUAUAGGAACUGCUGCAAAAAAACACACACAUUAAAAGUAAAACCAAAUUGCUAGGCUUAGUCACAUGCUACAGUUCUAUAUUUUGGGGGCAAUGGUAAUUUCCAAAGCUAAAAAAAGGAAGACAUUUGAAGAAGAUACAGCUUGAGAAACUGCAGUUCAUGGUGAUACUCUGUCCCUUAAAGAUUAGUUCCCCCCACUCCAUAAAAUUUAUAUGCUGCUUAAUUGUGAGGGGGAAACCCUCAAAGCGAUUGCACUGCACCGACUGAGGGCCAUCUUCCUGUAGCUGAAGAGGCUGUGUCAAAGCUCAGGGAGUUUGCAGCAGGAGGAGUUUUGUGCUGAGCAUAAGAAAUAAUAGAUGCCUGCAACUAGGGCAACUUGUCCCAGGCCUUCCUUGGUUAGUGUGCGUGAGUGAAUGCCUCUGAAAAUGUCCAGGCAAGGUGCCACUGGAGAGUUUGAUUGCACAUGUAGAGAACUAGGGUGUGUGACUUCCGGGGUGGCGCCAACGGUAAUGGCAGAUUCCCUCUGACUUGGAGGGAACCGGCUCUACGGAAAUCGGGUCUGUACCGCUACGGCGCAGCGGGGACCCUUCAAAAAUCACAGGCGGGUGAAGCCUGUGACCGUGGGACUCGGCGGGCACCGUUUGCGCCCCCCCAAUUGGCAAAGGAGCCCGGCAACGGGCUCCGGAGCGGAGCGGGGAAGUGGCGCGGUGCUGUGAGUCGUCUGCUUCUUCCGUGGAGCGAAGCCGCGAAGCUGUUGCCGGAGAGCGCUGCCUUUUUCCUGGGACAAUUUGGCUGUAAAACAACGAUCCAUGAGUAGGCUAACUUCGGAAUUAAGGGAACUUUACAAAUUUUAUGAAUAAUUCGGCACCGAAGCGGAGAGGCAUAAACAGGAAGUCUGCCUUCCGUUCUUGUAAAUGGAGUAAAGCAAUGAACUUGAAAAUAAAACCCCAAGGUGGCUGUCACCGAUGGAAGCGAAAGCUCUGAAAAAGCUCAAUAUGGAGGUCAAAUGGCCGAAAUAUUGGGAAAUUUUAGAACAAGAUGGAGAUAGAUUGAAACUGCAGAGUUUUGAAAAACUAAAAAACAAAGUGCGAGACUGGCUUCAUUAUUAUCAGAUAAUGGAGGCAUACAAUUUGGACAAGAAAAUUGGCUUCCAGGUGGAAAAAUCAAAAUUAGAAACAGAAUUGUUAGAACCCAAACUAAGAUUUUGUCAAAGAUGUAUAACUUGCUGUUGAAAUGGAAUACUCAGGAUGAAACGGUGAAAUCUGCUAUGAUUAAAUGGGCACAAGAUGUUGGACAUAACAUAAUGAUGGCUGACUGGGAACAGUUGUGGACCACAGGUAUGAAGUUUACGGCAUGCAAUGCCUUAAGAGAAAAUAUUAUGAAAAUGAUAUACAGGUGGUACAUAACCCCAGUCAAGCUUGCAAAAAUCUACCAUUUGCCCGAUAACAAAUGUUGGAAAUGUAAAGAAACUGAAGGUACAUUCUUUCACCUUUGGUGGACGUGCCCAAGGAUUAAGGUUUUCUGGGAGACGAUUUAUAAUGAAUUAAAAAAGCUAUUUAAAUAUACCUUCUUGAAGAAACCAGAGGCCUUUCUCCUGGGCAUAGUCGGCCAAUCGGUGUUAAAGAAGGACAGAACUUUCUUUAUGUAUGCUACAACAGCAGCAAGAAUACUUAUUGCAAAGCAUUGAAAGACACAAGACCUACCCACACUGGAAGAAUGGCAGAUGAAAAUGAUGAACUACAUGGAAUUGGCGGAAAUGACUGGUAGAAUCCGAGACCAGGGAGAAGAGUCGGUGGAAGAAGAUUGGAAGAAAUUUAAAGACUAUUUACAGAAAUAUUGUAAAAUUAAUGAAUGUUAGAAUGAUGUUGGAUUGAAGUUAAGUGGUUUCUAGCUGUAAUGGUAUAAAAGAAUAUGGAAAAAUUGGAUUUUCAAUACGCAAAAACUCAAUGCUAUAAUAUAUUAAGAUUAAAGAUCAGGAUAAAAUAAGGAGGGAAAGGAAUUGCUGAACUAAUAAAUUGAACUGGAAUACAAAAAAGGGAGGCAUGAGGAGUUCCGGGAAACAAGUAAAUGAAAGAUAAGUGAUGAAAAGAUGGAAUUGUUUUUAAUUGUUGUUGUUUUUUGUAUUUUGUAUUUUUCUUUUCUUUAUUUUUUUAUUCUUAUCUAUGUAACCUUUUCUUUGAAACUUUAAUAAAUAUCAUUUAAAAAAAAAGAGAGAGAACUGGGGUGUGUGGAUGAAGAAAUAGCAAGCCUUCGCUAGUUAAAAGUGAUCAGGUUGUCUUUUCUUGUACUUUUUGGGUACUUCUGAAUAGCCUCUUUCAUAUAUUUAGAGUAUCCAUUUCUUGAGACUUGAAGGCUGGGUAGUAUAACUGUUUUGCCCUAAGAAAGGAAGUCCAGGCAAUAUAUUUGGUUUAAGCUGAAUCAGCAGUAAAGGCAUUUCAUGCACCAAAAUGCUCACAAAGGUUCUGCAAUUUCACCCAAGCACUGCUAUUUGGAUAGUGCUAGCAAAGGGUCACAAUUGUGUACUUGCUGCACUAUAUUGCUCUAUACUGCACUAUAUUGCAGGAAUGAUAAAAAUCAUCAUCUCAUCUGUGUUGGCAACAAAUUAUUAACAACAUUUACAAGAUUAUUUAAACCUUUUCUGUCUGCUUGCAGUGAAUUGGAAUCUUAGGAGAGUUCAUUUCAACUUUCAUAGUGAUUUUUCUUCCAAUUUUUGUGGCAUAUGUACAUUCAGGGUGUUAUAUAUUGACCUGAUGCUUGAGGAAAGCUCUUUCAGAUGGCUUUGGAGUCAGCUUUUAUCUUGGUGAAUUCAAGAGAUUUUAAGUUUUAGACCCAAGCAGGUCAAAACACUAGAAGAACUCACUGAAAGGGCGAACGGGUGGAUUCCAAACUGUGCCCACAAUACAAUCUGAUCCAAUAAAACAAUGAAUCCUUUCUCUUAUCAUCAGAACAGUUGUCUAGCUUAACUCCCAUAUAGCACUGUAUUGAGUAUUUAAACAGUUUUCUACAAUAAAACUACAAUAAAACUUUUCUCAAUAAAACUUGCAACAACCCUAUAAGGUAGGAAUAAUUAUAACAACAUUAUCAAUGGUAGAGUGCAAGCAAAGGCUCAAGGUCAAUCUCCAGCAUCUCCAGGGAGGGUUGUGGAAGACUCUUUCCCGAAACCCUAGAUAACUGCUUCUGUAAAAAACACUCACUAUGCAAAAAUUCACUUAUCCAAAAACAAGGAAUUAGUACCCACAGCUUCUGUGGUUGAGAGCACAUCAGAAAUUUUUGUCAGUGGAAAUUGUUGACUGGCUAGGCGGAUGGAAGUCAUUGACUCAUUAGACACACGCUCAGCUAACGAGCAAUUUCCAGGGAAUGCAUUGUGUUUGUAAAGUGGAACAUGUGUGUAGUACUUCGUUUUGCAAUGACUAGCUCCCUCACUGGCCUUGCGUAUGUCUUCAGAGGGUUAAAAGGUGGAGCACAGGGAGACGUGCAGAACAGCACAAGGGAUUUUGACAGAUGGACGCCCCACCCACCUGCCACUCAUGUGGUGUCAUAAUUGCAAAAUGUGAUUGGCAGCUGAGCAGCCCUGCCCACCUGUCAAACUUGGUCCAUGAGAAUGAUCCUGAUCUGACCCUUGGGGCCACAAAGAUUCCCACCCCUAUCUUAGGCUGGGUUUGUUUUUUUACCGAUGCAUGCUUUUGUAACUGUUUUUUUCUGUUACGAUAUUCUGGAAACUGCCCUGGGGGUGCUAUAAUUGGUGCAGGGGAGUCUAAAUAACUAGAUUGUUUAUGCACCAUCCCUUUCGUAAUGCAGAAAUGCUGCUUCCUCUUGUCACAGAGCAAGGAGGAAGUGAUAAGUUUCCAGUUGAGAAACACUUUUGUGUAAUCACAUACUCAUUUAGCAACAGUUCUCUUUAACUUGCAAAAGAUGAGUUUUUAGAACUCUCUCUGUCUCUCUUACACACACACACACACACACACACACACACACACACACACCCUUCCCCCUGCCUGCUUCUUUUGUUGCCUGCCUGGGAUAUUCAUUAUGGAAUUGUUGGCAGUUCGAAUCCCCGUGACGGGGUGAGCUCCCGUUGCUCGGUCCCAGCUCCUGCCAACCUAGCAGUUCGAAAGCACGAAGUACAAGUAGAUAAAUAGGUACUGCUCCGGCAGGAAGAUAAACGGUGUUUCCGUGCACUGCUCUGGUUCGCCAGAAGCGGCUUAUUCAUGCUGGCCACAUGACGCGGAAGCUGUACUCCGGCUCCCUCGGCCAAGAAAGUGAGAUGAGCGCUGCAACCCCAGAGUCGUCCGCGACUGGACCUAAUGGUCAGGGGUCUUUUUACCUUUACCUAAUUUAUUUAUCACAUGACCAGAAGGGCAACCCAAGAGGGGUCCCAAACAUCCCCCAGCUUUGCAACUGAAGUGCCAAAAAGCAGUCCAUGGGAUGGAGAGGGAGCACAAAUUCAUUCUUCCCCUCAGGGUCCAACUCAGAAAAACCAACAUUACAUCUGGUGGUCUUUUAAGACUAUGUGACAUCUUCACUGUAUGCCCCCUGGUUGAAUGUGAGCAAAAAUAAAGCCCUAACCGAAAAAAAGAGAGGGAGGGAAUGCAGGUUGGGUUACAAACUGGAGAAAAUAAUAUGAAAAGGUGGGGUGAUUAGGGAACAUCUUAACCUUCACAAGAGUCAGUUUUUCACCCUGAAAAUGUAGGCAAGCAAAUAUUAAAGUCCUCUCCAUGUUUAUUUCAAAGACAGGCGUGAUCAAUUUCAGCAGGUAUGGAUUGCAGCCUUAAAGGCAAAGGGGAGCCCAGAGGCUGCCAGUGCUGCCACAAAGCCUUUGGCAAACUCAGCCUCAGGGUGCUGUGGGGCUGCAUUAAUUUCAGUCUGUCCGUCUCCACCCCCCCUUGGGAGGGCAUCACUGGGCUCUGCCAUUGGAAGGCAGGCGGCACAGAGUCUUUCAGGGUCUACAAGGAUAGUCUGCCACACAGACAAUGAGCACACAUCUUGGGACAGGGCUGGGGAAUUGCUGGAGUUCAGUUCCCAUCAUAUGACCACAGGCUUGAGUGUGGAGGGCCAGAAUGCCCACUCUGUCUCAGGUUAUCUGGGAGCGGGGAGCACUGCUCAGACAUCGGGGUGGUGUGCAACAAUAUCAUCCAAGCCAAGCUCCCAAUCCUAUAACAAUAAUUACAUUGUCUGCAAAGGUCCUUUCUGCCAAAUGUACAUUAACCCUGCUGGGGAGAGCGGAAUAAAAAAUAAAAAAAGACCAGACAGAUCAGUACCCAGCAGAUUUUUCAGGGAAUCUGCUUUCAGAUACUGAAAUGGGUCACUGGGAUGGUGUGGUACAAUUGUGGAGGGGCUGUGGCUCAGUGGUAAAGCAUAUGCUUUGCAUGCAAAAGGUCCAAGUUCAAUCCCUGGCAAGUUCCAGGAAGGCUGAGAAAGCCUAGUUGCAAUCCAGGAGAGCUGCUGCCUGUCAGUGUGGACAAUACUAGGCUAGAUGGACCAAUGGUCAGACUUGACAUAAGGCAAAUUCCUAUGUUUCUUGACAGUUUCUUCCUUCAUUUUCUUGACCAUACAGGUUCCUAUGGUGAAGAAAAUACUGAGAAAAUGAAAGGAAUUCUGGGAGAACCUGCAACUUUCCUACUGAACACUGCAGAACAAUUCAAAAAGAUUUCUUGGCUUAGAACUAAAGGAAAGCAGGAUCUUGAAAUUUUUGUGGUAGCGAUUCCACGAAAGGAUCCAGAAGAGAAAUGUGAACUCAGUGACCAGAUUCCAGCAUAUAGAGGGCGGCUGAGUGUCUCCAAGAACUGCACGAUGUUACAAAUCAAUAAUCUAAAUCAAGAGGAUUCUGGCACAUACAAAGCACAGAUCCAGAUAGCUGAUGACAAAGAUCCAAUAAGUGAGAUCUUUCCCUUGAGGGUGUAUAGUAAGUAUUCUAAACAUUUCAGGCACCCAGGAUGGGGCUCUGAUUGAAGCACCUUAAGCCUUGAACUGGCUUUCACGUAGAGUCACAAAUGAUAAUAGAGCAUCUCUCCUUCAGUCCCUGACCCUGUGAAAAUAAUUCUGGGCCUGCUUCCACACCAGGGCCCUUCUGCACUGAUGAGGCCUGGAAGGAGAAUUAAAAUGGUACUUCAUACAACACACUAUGGCACCCUAUCCAGACCUCCCACAAAAAACCCCACCAGGGCCCAUCCCCAUUACUAAGAUCUCAAGAUUAUGUCUCAUUAUCAGCUGUGGCCUAACUGGUUUUUGAGGUGAUGGUGCACCCCACAAGAGCUAGAAUGGCUCCAUCACACCACUUUCACCUCUUUCCACAACAAGGGAUGAAAACCACAGUGUGGGGUAUUUUGGCAUAGAAUUUCCACUCUGCCAGGCAUAUUAUAUUGCAUUUAUUUCCUGCCAUUACCAUAAGGCCCCAGGAAAGAUUACAAGGUAUUAAAGUACUGUAAAACAAUUUAAAUGUAGCAGAUUAGGACGGCCUGAAAUACACAUGAGGUGUCAGAGGCAAAGGUAAAGAGGGGUGUGUUGAGCAUAUGAUAGAAAGACUAUAUAAUGAAGGUGCCAGGCAGGGAGAGAAUUCCAUAGCUCAGGGUCCAGCACAGAGAACGCCCCAUCCUGGGCCACCCCCCCCCCCAAAUGUUUGAGGGAAAUGGAAGUACAGAUAAGGUCACCUCUGCUGAUCUUCACAUCCAAGGGGGUCUGUAGGGAAGGAAAUAAUCUCUUACAUUUUGUUGCUUAUGUCCGUUCUAAAUAAAUAAAUAAAUAAAUAAAUAAAUAAAUAAAUAAUCUUAUGCUUUUGCUGCAGUUUUCUCUUCCCUUUCCAUUUAUUUGCAACUGCCUUAUUUGCCAUUUCUGCUAAUUAUUGCCCUUUUGUAUACCAUGUCUCUUUCCUUCCUGUUCAGAGCGUUUAUUGGAGGCUGACCUGGAGAUAGUCUGUGACCGAAAAGGUUAUCGUGGUGGGAAUGGAACUCUGCAGCUGAACUGCUCUGCAGGCAGCUGGGAAGAUGAUGCGACGUUCAGCUGGGCCCCAGCCAGCAUGAGUGACUCCACCGGGAGAUCUCUUGUCACCAGGCACAGUUUAGAAAGCAAUGAUUUGAACUUCACUUGCAAUGUAGAGAACCCUGUUAGCAAUGCAUCCAAGACAGUGUAUUUCCUGAAAAUUUGCAGUGGUAAGAUUUGCUCUUCAUUUUUCUCUUGGCAGAAUUAUGCCUCUAUUUAAGCUAGUCUUGCAAUCCUUUUGUUAAUGACAUGCUGAUCCAGACCUGUGCUUGUCCUCUGCCUAGAAAUAGGGAUCAGAGCUGUUUUCCACUUCUCCCAUGCAGUCUAGGCACGCGUCCAGUUUUGCCCUUACCCAGCUGCUAUCAGCUGGAAACCCUACUCUUUAGCAAUAAAUUGGAGCAAAUGUUAAUCUGGAGAAAAUCUGAUUGGUGGUUGCUAUAAUUCAUUAAUAAAGAUAAAGUUUCCUCAGGAGAAAGCAGCGGGGCAAGGGCAAGUCUGAUGGGGGCAAAGACUAAGAAAAUGUAGCAAAGUUCCCAACUGGUUUUGCGGAAUUAGAAAUGUUGAGAUGUACCAACAAGAAAUUUGCAGUGGUAAACUUUUUAUCUAUUUAAAAGAGGCCUAGAAAGACAGCUCUCCAUUCUUUUUCUAUGUAGAGUCACGCUUAGUUUUACAAACCUGUUCGAAGGUGACCCAGCUGGGAGGACUGAGGACACAGGGAAGGUAGCAAAACCUCCAUUGUGAAACAUUUCAGCCUUGAAGGGAUUUGGCUGUUUUAGCUUAUAAACAGAAACCCCACAGCAACAAUAAUUCUGCAACUGGUAUGCAACAUGACAAUGACAAAAAUAUUGUAUUGCAGUGCUAGCAUUUGCAUAAUUCAUUUAGCUUUUUCUAAUCAUGGAUGGGGCAAUGGUUCCCCCACUGAUCACAAGAAAUCUUAACUAGUCUCCUUAAAUUUCACCAGGCCUUUGCCCACACAUAUAACAUUAAGGACUAAAAACUUGCUUUAAAAAAAAUGAAAGGAAUAAAUGGUAAGAAUCUCCAUAUGGGGAAUCAUUUGGAGUUAUUUCAUUUGUAGAAUCACAGAAUACCAUUUGGUUCAAUUCCUGUUGGUGCAGGACACUGGUGCACUGUGGCAAAGCUGUAAUAGGUACUGAUCCAGCCUCUGUUUCAAAGCCUCUAACAAAUGGGAGUCCACUGCUCAUGGGGGAUACCAAAUUUCCCACAAAGCUUCCCUCCCCCUGCCAAAGGUAAAGAUGGAGGAUAAAGCCUCUCUCACUAAGCACGGAUUAGGGAGUAAUAUGUCCUCACUACAAGAAAACCUAGCAAAUUGACAGCCAAAUAGUUAGAGAAACCACCUCACACCCACCCAUGAAAUGUCUGUAAAAUACCAGAGUAAAGAGAACGGAACACUCAAGAGCUCUACAGGAAUAUAAGUGUGUGGUGUAGCUUGUGAGUGAGUGAGAUUCAGCUGCAUCAGGGCAAAAAGGGGGCAGAUCCUAAUUUAAACCACCAUUCCACCUGUUGGGUUGCCUUGGGGCCUAGGCAGUGGGAGCAGCCAGGGUUCGAUAAAGCAGAAACAGGCUCAUCUAAGACUCAAGUAGCUCAGCUAAACCAAGCAAGGCGAUUACGCUGAAAAAGGAAGUGUGGGUGUUUUACAGUCACGCUCACACAAAUUUGUGUGUGUAUGUGUCAUGCAUGCAAGAGCAAGUGAGUGAGCGAGGAACUCACUAGCUAGCUACUUCCUGUGAGCGGAUGUUAUAUCUGUGCUACCUGCAAUGGAGGGUGGGGGGUUUACGCAUGAUUCAUGCAUACCCCUUUAUAAAGGCCCCUUCCCACAAACAGAAGCUUGGCUAUGACGGCUCUACUCGACAGGCUAGUGAAUACGAUUAGGGGGCUUAUUUUCUUAAGUAACAGAGGAGCUGCGAACGCUGCGACCCUCCACCUGCAAAUGGAAAUAAUGCAGCCAAUGCGACACAGGAUGUUCACCUAAUAUGGGCCCUUUCAGGCCUGGGGGCCAGGUGCAGACACAAGCCUCUCUACCAAGCCCUUAGGAACCUCCCCACACAAAACCACCCAAACACCCCUUCUUCCCCAGGCCACAUCCUUUGCUAGCCCUGCUUUGCAUUGUCCUCGAGGGACUGAAACGUGCCCUUCAAUUGUGCUUCUUGGGCCACAUUCACACCAUGCCACCUUAAACAGUCAUGGCUUCCUGCCCGCCUGCCCCCAAGCAUUCUGGGAGCUUUUGUUUGUGAAGGGAGCUGAGGGUUGUUAGGAGGCCCCAAUUCCUCUCCCAGAGCUACAAUUCCCACAGUUCCCCAUGAAGAGGGAUUGGCACUUAAACCACCACACAAAAGCGUAGCUCUGUGAGAGGAAUAAGGGCCUUCCCCACAGCUCUCAGUGCCCUCAUUGAAAUGCAGCUCCCAGAAUGCUUUAGGGGAAGCCAUGGCUAUUGUGUGCUUUAUAUGUAUGGUGUGAAUGUGGCCUUGCUUGCCUAGAUGAAGGACAGGGAAGGACUGUGUGAAUCUGUGUAGAGGCUUACUUAUGUGUAGACCCCAUAUUUGCAAGCUACACAACAACUCUGGGUCUGUAGAAACCUGUUACACCAAUGCUCUUAAGCCUGCAUUUUUUUGGCACCAAUGUUUUCAAGGGCUGAGGGCUGCCUGUACAUUUUGACAACUCCCUGCUCUUCACACUGAUUCCAGGAGGUCCUGCCUGGUUCAUCCUCUCAGGACCCUGAGACUGGGUUAGGUCUAGGCUUUAGGCUGACUUGUAGUCAGAAACGAAACCCCCCCAACAUUUUAUGGCUUUUAUUGCAUUGGAGGAGGUCAGGCAUUCUCUAAGGCCCUAGCAGAAAUCCCAAGAGCUCAAAUUGCUGAUCAGCAUAUCCUAACUAAGCAACACAGACACUUCAAUGGAACAGUAACGUUCCUUCCAAAGGCAGUUUUCCGGUGCAAGAUGCACAGAACUCUUUUUCCAGAUCUUUGCCAAUUUGCCUGAUCUCUCUUUCCAAUCUGCUCUCUCGCACUCGCUCCCUGUCCCAUCGGCUCGUGCAGAGCACCAAGAGACGACACCUGGGAUGUUGCCCCCCCGGCAGACUGGUGAGCUCCACUCCCUGUUCUUUGUUGUUUGUGCCCCUUCACUUAAAUCUUCGGAAAGUCUUGUGCUGCCCUCUGUCUCAAGGGGGUCAGUCCCCAGAGCGGGAAAGAGGGUACAAAUAUCCCCAAGUGAGCCAAUUCAACCACAUGUUGUUAGAUACAGGACAGGGGCCAGGAGUUAGAAUCUCUAGCCAAUGUAACUUGUGGUCAUGGAUAAAUGCCUUCCUCAAGAUGACAUUUACAUGGAAUCUUUUGUGUCAUGCCAGGUGGCAUACUGUAAUGUGAUGGGAUAAACUGUAAUGAACAAUAUAGUUAGCUUUUCUGUGCCUUUAUGCAUAGCCAUUGUGUUGGAGUGCUUUGUGUGUGCAUGUCCGUUGUUCGUUAUUUUAGGUGUGGGGAUGGGGGGGAUACAGUUAAAUGCUUGUACAAGAAACAAAAAACUGCAUCCGAGAAUAUUAUCUUUCAAAUGCAGCCAACUGGUCUGCCUUAAUAUGCUCAGGAAACAGCAGGCACAGGAGAUGUGUGGACAUCUCUGAUAAAGCUUAGAGCUCAGGCGCUGCGCUAUACUAUGAAGCUAAUUCUGGCAUCGCCCAAACAGCUGGGCCAGGUGUGUUCUGGGGAGGGGGUUGCAGAGAAGAGUCAUAUGAGAAGAGGUUAAAGAUAAGCUAGCCUGCAGGUUUCCCAAACCUGGUACCCCCAAACAUCUGAGGUCACAGUCCUCCAGCAGGAUAUUAGCAAAGCAAAUAUCUUUGCAUAAGGGGUGUGUGGGCACCAAAGAUAAGAUACUUCUCCCUCCCCCCACCUCACAUGCUCUGCUGAGGAGGGCUGAACCCUGGAGAAAGACAGGGCUUCAAGGGAAGUUCCAUGUAGAGUACAAUAUCCGAUAUUAUCCAUUAUUAGUUAAUUUGCCCCAUUAUACAACAACCUGAGAGAGAUUUUUGAAAUGCUUGUUGAAAAAUGGAAGCAGGGAUGCCCCAGUAGAAAUGGUUCGAUUUCAUUUGAGUGAGACAAUGGUUUUGUAGUAAAAGUGGAGCCAAACCAGAUUAGAGCAAGGAUGUUAGAUUUAUAGCUGUGAAUUGUUUCAGAGACUCUGGGUUUAAUCUGAAGUUGGAUUAGCUGAUCUCCUUUCUCUCUCUCUCGCUUACAUCACUGGUAUUUGUUAUACUACCAUUAAAGGUAAAGGGACCCCUGACCAUUAGGUCCAGUCGUGACCGACUCUGGGGUUGCGGUGCUCAUCUCGCUUUAUUGGCCGAGGGAGCCAGCAUGACUAAGCUACUUCUGGCAAACCAGAGCAGCACACGGAAAUGCCAUUUACCUUCCCGCUGGAGUGGUACCUAUUUAUCUAUUUGCACUUUGACGUGCUUUCGAACUGCUAGGUUGGCAGGAGCAGGGACCGAGCAACGGGAGCUCACCCUGUUGCGGGGAUUUGAACCGCCAACAUUCUGAUCGGCAAGUCCUAGGCUCUGUGGUUUAACCCACAGCGCCACCCACGUCCCUAUACUACCAUUAUGUCUGUAUAAAUAUAUUGACUGCAUUAUAGUAAUCUCCCUGUUAGGUUAACAGUGAAUGGGCUACUGUGACCAGCCUAUCCCAGUCCAGUAACCUCUGUAGCUGGAAAUAGGGACCCUGUGCCAAUGAGGCUACUUAUGACUUUACUGGCAAAGCGAUAUCCUGGAGCCCCUCCCAACCCCCCCCCGAAAUGCCUGGUCCUUCAGGGGGCGUGCAGUCCCAUCCAAAACAGGUAUGGGGAAUCACCCACAUACCAGUGUAGCUCCAUUUACAGAAUGAAAGAUUACACAGCAAGAGGCUAGGGUUUUUUUAAUUAUUUAAUGCUAGUUGUUUAAAAGUCCCAAGGAGAUUUAAAAUAUAUUACGUGAUAUAUUAAGGUUGUUGCAAACCUCUAACACUCUCACUUGUACUGUUAAGUAUGAACUACAUUGCAGGGGUGCAUAACAGAUUCUAGGAUUUCUCCAUUUGUUUCUAUGGGGAGCGCUCACUUCCAUCCCUGGGGAUGCAGUUAGAAAUAACUUAGUAGCAUGAACCAAGAAAUGGCCUAUCCAGACAAUGAGAUGAUUCAUUCUGUCCUUUCUAGUAUCUAUGUGUCUCGUUCUUUCCCUUCUUUUUCCACAUGUUCUCCAUUCCAUUCCCCCUCCCACCCAGUUGCCAUUUCCCCCCCUCAGUCCAAUUAGUCAACAUUCUUUGCCAUUGACUUCUCAUUGGUUCCACCUGUUGCUUGUUGCUCACUCUGAGCCCCUCUGCUUCUCACUGUGAACCCAGCAAGAUGGUGGCCUCCAUGGAGAUUGGUUAGCUCUGUGCCCACCCUCUGUCCCUUGUUGCAUCCCCCACCCUCCCAAAUUGUAAUUCUUCUUAAUCUCUGUGACUUAUACCACAUGGGUUCUCUAUACCACCACUACUACCAGGAAGAGGGUGUCCAUUGGCCGAGCAAGACAAGAGCCUUCUCCUAACCUAGUUAAAAAGGAGGGAGCAUUAACUCUUACCUGCCGCCACCAAAUUGCCCCCCUUCAAUCUCCAGUUUCCCCUGAGACUCUAUUAUGCUACAUUAAAUGCUGUUGCACACACCCCAGUCUUCAAGCAGGGGUUCCUGUGCUUACCCAGGCUUUGGUUUCCUUGGAAUGAAGGUCAGUGGAAACCAUGGUGUCUUUGGGAUAUAUUAUUUUAUUUACACAUAUAUGCAACUUCAGCAUAGGAUGUAAGGACUCACAGCAUCAACACCCCCAAAAGGUCUUGCUUUCCCAUUAGGAUUCCAGCAAAGCCCCAAAGCAGAACUUUGGGUCCCGCACAGAACAGACAUGCCUGUGUCUCCAGCUUCCAGCAUCAGCCAACCAUUCUCUCUCACUCUUGCAUACACAGCCUCCCUUGGCCUGCUGUUCUCCAUCCUUAGGAUGACAUGGAUUCUGACCCAAUCAUCUCUAUGGCACCCUCUUUGAACAUGUAAAUGGCAGUACUUAAUUCACCAGGCAAAGCCAUUCCAUUAACAAAGGAAGUAGCCAGACCAGUUCACCAGGUUUUGCCUUAUAGAUUUUAAUCUGACAAUCGUGAGAUCACAGGUUUGGAAGGGACUUGUGGAUCUCGUUCAGACUGACUCUUCCCAACGUAUAACAAUAGGAUAGCACAUUUAACAUCAUGUGCAGUGUUGCCCUAGCAGAAUCUGUUGCAUGCCCCCAAACCAUUUGCAGUAUGUUCUUUGUGCCUAUUCCUUACCCUGCAUGCCUAGAGAAAGAUGAUCCAUGGACCUUCUUCCUCUGUGUGCUUGCAAGGUUAGCAGGCGAUGUCAGUGGGCAUUCCAUACCACCAGAAAGCCUGCUACAAAUGCGAGAAGUGGUAUCUAUUUACACAUCUAUACAACCUGAGCAUAGGCAAGAGUGGCUUACAGCAUUAACCCCACAACAGAUCUUGCUUCCUCAUUAGGGCAUAGCUGUCAACUUUUCCCUUUUCUUGCGAGGAAUCCUAUUUGAAAAAAGGGAAAUGUUGACAGCUAUGCAUUAGGGCUUCAGGGGACCCCCAAAGUCCAACACAGAGCAAAACAUGUCUCUCGAUACCAUCACAACUCACACACACAACUCUCCCAAACACAGCCCCCUUACUCUAUCGUUCUCCAUCCUAGGAUGAUCUGGCAUUCAGGUACAGUGGGGAAAAGCCCACCCAUUUGUCUCUAUGGCAACAGAGCUCACUUUUUAAAGAUGCAAAUGAACUGGCCUGACAGGUUUCAGCAAGGUUCCACCUAUAGAUUCUAGCCUCCCAUACACAUGAUCACAGGUUUGUAAGGGACCCAGGGUAUUAUUCCAUAACAAGACAAAAAUGUGUAUACUGGGCCAAAUUGUGUACAAAAAUACAUAUAAUAGGACUGAUGUGCCCUAAAAUGUACACAAAUGCUUAUGCACUGCACUUUUUAAAAUUAUUGCUAUGGGGCAAAACAAAAGAUUGGAAAAAGAAGAAAUUGAGAGAAACCAUAAUCAACAGAUUCAACUGUACCUGGGCAGGUUCACCUGCCAAGCUUUUGUGUGUCAUGAAGCAUUUAAAAGCAAAGGCAAUUUCUCCCUUCACAAUGGAUGUUAUUUUCUUCUUCCACAGCUGUGUUAUUUUAUGUAUUAAAUGUCAUUAUGUGUACUCUAUAGUACAAUAAUACUUUAAAAAAAAUUUUUUUUAAGACUUCCAAUUAAAAAAAAUGUUGCCACCUUUGCAAAAUGGCACCUUAUGCCCAAGGGUGGGCCCUUUGUAGACUGGGGGUGCUGGGCUAUAAUCCAAAGGUGCUGUCAAAGGUUUGAGGUGUCACAGCAGAUUUUUUAGCAGAAGUUUUCCUUCUUUGUAUGGCAGUUAUUUACUUUUACUCAGUGCUUUUUUUCUGGGGAGAUGCAGGGGUGCGCAUACUCCUAAACAUUUUGUGAAUCUAAGUUUGGCCUCAUUGAGGGGCAGUAUUUCAAUAUGAGUAGGAAAAUGAGAGCACCCUAAACAUUUUUUUAAGAAAAAAAGCACUGCUUGUCCUCCAUCUAAUUUCAUCUGCCACAUUCCCUUAUCAGCCUAAAUCAGAGGUAGUGGGGGUGUUCUUUAAUUUUUUUUAAGCAUACGCUAAAGAUCAGAUAUUAUAGUGAAUGAGUUGCUGACAUAAGAAUAGGUUUAUUCAGAAAAAAAGUUAUGCAAUUUAAGUAGGCUUAGCAAAGCCCUUGUGACUUAGCUUCCGCAAUGUUUUCGCGAUUCUAUCAUUACUACUGGAAUUACUAAAUUAUUUUGUUUGUUUGUUUGUUUGUUUGUUUAAGAAGACAAACCUACUGGCAGCACCUCUAAGGUCAUAUGGUCUAUCCUUGCAGUGGUAGUUCUAAUCAUCUGCGCUGGUCUUUUUGUGUGGAUGAUGAAGAAAAGAGGUAAGGGGUUUCACACAACUAUCUGAACCGCUUUAAAAUUCCCUGUUGAAAAAGUUAACUUAUCUAAACCAAGAGAAUCAUAGAAUUGUAGAGUUGGUCAUCUAGCCCUCACAGAGAUACAGUUCUCUGGGAAGAAGGAUUGAUUGUUAAACCACUCGGAGACGUAGCCCUGAGAGAGGCCACUCUUGAUCACGGCCCAGAGCAGUUGACACCCAUCAGCCAUCCAUUGGGCUAGUCUCUUUUUAUAUAUAUGCAAUAUUUUUAUUAGUUUUACAUAGAAAUUAGCAAGCAUAACAAUUCAAAAAGAAAAAAGAAACAAAAAGAAAAGGUUCUCUCGAACCUUCAGACCUCCCUCCUCCCUCCCUGGGUUCCAUUUCUAAAUUUUUUUCCUGCAUCUAUUAAAUAUCCAUAGCAUCCAAAAUUCUUGUUACUUUACAAGUGUCAUUGUAAUUCCUGCCAAUGAUUUCAACUGUUUGCAGUGGUCUCUCAAUAUGUUAAAAAGUUAUUCCAGUCUUUCACAAAUAUUUGGUCUUCCUGGUUUCUGAUUUUUCCCAUCAAUCUUGCCAUUUCGGCAUAUUCCACCAGCUUGGUCUGCCACUUGGUACUUUUUCUUCUUUCCAUCUCUGGGCUGAGAGCAUCCUUGCUGCUGUUGUUGCAUACAUAAACAAUCUUUUCUUUUGGUAGUUCCACACCUAUGAUUCCUAACAGAAAAGCCUCUGGUUUUUUUUAACAAAGGUUAUCUUAAACAUUUCCCCCCCAGUUCAUUAUAUAUCAUUUCCUAGAAAGCUUUUACCACCCCUCAUGACCACCACGUAUGAUUAAAAAGUACCUUCCUUCCUUUUACAAGCACACAUUUGAACUGGUUCUAUACAUCUCAAUCCACCUGCUGACCCCAUUGAGCCAUAUGCAGUCUGACUAGGGGAAUCAGCGAAGUCCCGCUUGGAUUUGUGGGUGGCACAGCCCCAGGGGGGACGGGGAAGGUCUUCCUCUCCUUUCCUGCCUAAGUGUGAAAGUGCUGUCCCCGCUAGGGUUGCCAGCUCUUUUUACCAGACCUUGCUCCUCUCCCCGUUGCAUCUCCUUGCUCUGCAGAUAGUGAACAGCUUUACUGGCUGGUAUCUGUGUCCAACAUACGAUAGCAGACCAAGCAGGAUUUUCUUUCACCUUGGUCAAUUGGCAUCACUUACCAACAAAGGGAUAGUUGUACAAAGCUCAGUGCUACUUGGCACUAGUGGCUAUUCCACAGGCUCCUGCAUGAAAAACAGCCCUGCAGCAAAUUGCUGAAGGGAGGGGAGAUCAGCAUUAAGACAUCUGUGCCUGCUUUUGUUCUGCUCACUUCCCCUUUUUCACUUUGUUUUUUUUUCCCUUUCCAAAGGUUCCCACAGGAAACAGCUGGAUUCUGCACGUCAGUCAGGUAAAACAGCCGCCCCUUCUUGCUUUGACAGUGCCCAUCCGACCCCUAUAGGAAAAGUGGGCAAUUCCUCUUCUCAUGAUUUUAGAAUUUGUAGUCAUCCCAUGUGAAAUAGAUUUGCAGAAGAUUCAGGACAGGCAGACAAAGGAUAGUACUUUGCCGCAAAAUGCCUAAUUGAUUCAUGUCCUUCACUGGGCUAGUGGCUACUACGAGGGGAUUAAGCAAAUUCCUGGAGGCAGCCUGUCUCUGAAUCCCCGUUGCUGAGGGUCGGAAGUAGGCAGAGGGCUGUUGCACCCAUGGCUUGCUCACGGGCUUCCCAUAAUGUGCAUCUGGUUGGCCACUGUGAGAACAGGAUGUUGGAUUAGACGGGCCUUUGGCCUGAUCCAGCAGCCAGCUUCUUAGGUUCCUAGAAUAAUUGUGGAGGAGUGGUGCAGCAGGUUUUUGCAACUGGUCUCUGCACACUUCAGCCAGUCCGUUUAAACUUGCUCUCGUUUCUAUCAAGUGGGACAGUUCGAAGCACACUUUUUGGCUUUGAGCAGCGAACAAUUAAUAGAUGUGAUGAUCAGCGAAGUAGACUUUCAAUCCCAGGUUGAAAUAUGUCUCCUAAUUACUUGGCAGGUGGAGCUACAGAUCCCUGAGUGAGGCGAAGGGCCCUCUGCACACACAUGCACCCCUCCAGCCUUUCCCCAGAGCUGGCUACGAGUUUCUGCACACUGUUUGAAACAGGAUGUCCCCACCACCCCGCUGCCACCUUCCCUGUCUGGCUUGGUGCUCCCUUGCUCCCUCACAUCACGCACCCCCUUCUCCUUUUGCCGUCCCACUGGCAGGAGCUGAGUGUGACUCUCUUGGGCUCCUGUUAAACCUGCCAGUCACAGUGUUGAACUAGGGCUAGGGAAACCAGGUUCAAAUCACCCCUCUGCUCACUUUGCGCCAUUCGGUAUCUUUCAGCUAACCUACCUCACAGGGUUGUUGUGAGGAGAAGAUGGGAAAAAAAUUAUUGUUAAUGGCAACAACCAUGUUAAAAUGCAACAGCUGGUGCUCUGCUCCUUCCCUCCGCGGCUCCCUGCCCAGUACCUAUGCUUUCACUGGGUUUCUGAGGGAAUCACCCAUUUCUUCCUCGAAGUGGAGUGUGACACUUAUCUCUGCUGUGGGUCCUGGCUGGUGUGUGACUACACUGUCCGCUGACCACCAGCCCUCCUUAUUCAGGCUGCAGCAUUUUGCCAAUUAAUCGGUUAGAUUAACCAGUUUAAAAAGUCUACGGGUCAGCUUCAGAAGUGCCCUAAAUUAAUUGGAUAUCUGAUAAUUUUGAACCAACGCUGUACAAGAACACCUUAGAAUUGGCAUCCCCUCUUGCCUUCCCUCUCUCCCUGCACACAUGGGAAGGCCUCUGCUAAGGUGGCAACACUUUUGAGACGUGUGUGUGCAUCCUCUAAUGGCAAGGGCUUUACCCGCUUUCAGUAGUGUUCUAUUUAUUUGCAGAUUUAAUGAAACCUCAUUUGAUUAAUCAACUAACCACUAUUCUGGAAGUGAUUGCUCUUUUGUUUUUCUUGACAAUAAGCAACUAACAUGAUUAAUCAACUAAAGAGUCCUUUAAUCAGAUGACAGCUCUGUUCCCUAAUCUGCCCAGUUAUGCCCCAUCCGAGAGGGUCUUAUACUCUCCUUGGGCCAGGAUCACCACUCAGCACACACACAAACACAAGCUUCCUGGCCUCUUACACAUUAGCUGAAGGCUCUUUGCCUCUCAUUAGAACUGACAAGGGAAAACUGGAAACUGACAGAAUUUCACACUUGGCAACUGACUCCCUCUUGUCUUUUGCCAUCAACUGGAUAGCUCAGUUGGCUAGAGCAUGGUGCUGAUAACGCCAAGGUUGCAGGUUCAGUCCCCAUUCUCCAAUGUUCUUCUUAGUUGUUUUUGGUCAUUCCUGGGAUGGCUCAGUUGGUAGAGCAUGAGACUCUUAAUCUCAGGGUUGUGAGUUUGAAUCCCACAUUGAGCAAAGGAUUCCUGCAAUGCAGGAGGUUGGACCGUUAGGGGUGGCCCAAAUGGCCCCUUCCAACUCUACAAUUCAGUUCAUAUGUUGAGAAUGUACAAUGGGGAGAAUCCAUACUUGCAUUCCUCUCACACAGUGACUCCUGAGUAUGUGUGCUUCAGGGCUCUGGGAUGUGAAGGAGAGGAAAGAAAGAGAAAAAAAUUACCUACGUACUUAAUUUCUAGAGAAAUGUUUGGGUAUUUUUUUACCUGGAAAGGUGAUAUGUCAUGAGUGCUUAUGUGUUUUAAAAUGUUUUUUUAAAUCUUAUUAGUGUUUUUUAAAUGAUUUAAAUAGGUUUUUAUUUUAUUGUCAAUUGUAUUGUUUUGCUACUUUGUGGUUUGCCAUCCUAUGCAGUAGAAAUUUUAAUAAUGAUGAUGAUAAAUGAAGAAGUGCUCUGCUUAGAAAGGACUAAUACUAAAAGUAAAGUACAAGUAAAAGAAGUCUUUUUAAACCAAACAUCGUGCAAGCAAGGUGGGUGAUAUCCAACUAAGUUCUACUUAGAGUAGGCCCAUAAAAAUUAAUGGGCAUGAGUAACUUAGGUCCCUUAAUUUGAAUAGGUUUACACUGAGUAUGGCUAAUAUUGGAUGCAACCCACAUGACUUGCUAUUUGUGAUGCUACAGGUGUUGUCCAGUAGGUGCCUGCGAGAGUUCCUCCAUUGCCUUAAAAUGAGACCUGGAACAAUUUUGCCCUCCUCUUGGUAAAACACAUGUAGAGAUGAAAAUACAGUGUCUGCCUUCCAGGAACAGAAUCCAAGUAUGGGUUAAUGGGACCAAUGGAGGCAGAUGCUCUCAAGGAAACGGGGGCGGGGGGAGAGAAGUAGAAAGUGUGAAUACAGAGCAAAGGCAGAAAUUAAAACAAAUGGCAAUACAAAACGCUUGAUUAACAAAAGUGAACAUUAAUUUGGAAUGUACAGAAACUUCAGUAAGAAGAAAAGACUAGACACUCAGAUCUAUAGUAAAAGUGAACAAUCUUUGCAGUGAUGUAAAUAAUGCAUUUUUAUGAAGAAUGUGAACUUUAUAGAGGGAAAACCCAGAGAAAGUCCAUUGCUGCCAGGCUUUUUGACUGAAAGCUGUGAAUUUUGUACAGUAUAAACACCCUAAAACUAGUAUUCUGGAAAUGAUUGCUCUUUUCUCUUGUUUUUCUUGACAAGAAGCAACAGAUUGCUGCAGACAGGUUUGUAGGUUCUAGAACAAAAUACCUUUUCUCUCUCUACCACAAAUUUAAAGUUGAUUUAAAUGAUUUUGGAUUCAUUGAAAGGACCCUGGGACCUGUAGUUAGAUUUGCUGAGGCCUUUUUAUGAAAGGUGCCUGACCAUUCAACGAAACUACCGUUCCCAGGAUUCCUUGGUUUAUGUCCAUAACAGUGAUGGAGGAUUUUAAACUGGUUUACAUCUGCAACAUAAACAAUCUCCUAUGGAGGAUUUCGCAUUUAUGUUCCUUCGCUGUUUUAUGAUUGUGUGUGUGAAAUAAAAAUAUAUAUGAUUAAACUGCAAAGCUUAUUGAUUGGCUCUUUCUGCUUACAUUUAACAUUUUUUCAAUUUUUCUUAUUUGCAAGAACUAAUCUGCUUCUUGGUGUUUCUCCUGUGCUCCUGUUUCCUGGCGUUUAAUAGCAUUUUAAAAACUAAAUCUUAAGAUACAUUUUCUAAUGGAUUAUCAACACAUUAAUCAAUAGCCAGUGCCUGAGCUGACAACUCCAAAUUCACUGAUGAAAGUCCUCCAGAAAUACAGAGAAAAUAAAAGAAAAUGACUUUCUCUUGGGCAGAUCUAUCCUCUUUCAUUUGCAAGACCAAACAACAAAGGUGGCCAGAAAGAGAGACCUAUCUGCCUAGAGACUAGACAAUUACUGUAGUAAUUAGAAUUUGUGAGCUCCUUGGAAGGGCUAUAAGAAGAAUCAUAAUUAAAGCAUAUCUGAAUGGGGUGGAGGCCCAUUCAGUUAACAUACAUGAUUUCUCUUUGCAGAAUCCAAAGAGUGCCACACUGUUUAUUCUCAAAUUGAAAACAUUCCCCAGGUAAGUUCCAUUGAGCCAACUGAGCCACGGAGGGAUUUUCCACUCAAGUGGUAUGUACACGUUAGAGGGUUAAAAUAUAAGCAAGGCUGUUUUUCCUGUCAGCAUUUCCAUUUGAUUUUGCAAAUCCUGGUACACAGCAUCAUGGUUUAAUGUGUUUCCACUGGCCUACUGUCUGUCCAUGUUUCACCUCAACAACUCCCCUAGUGAUCAUCUUCCUGUGGCUGCAGCCAAGAGCACCUUGAGAUUUACUCCCUAGUAAGAGAGGACAAGGGACGUGGGUGGCACUGUGGGUUAAACCACAGAGCCCAGGCUUGCCGAUCAGAAGGUUGGCGGUUUGAAUCCCCACGACGGGGUGAGCUCCCGUUGCUCAGUCCCUGCUCCUGCCAACCUAGCAGUUCGGAAGCACACCAAAAAGUGCAAGUAGAUAAAUAGGUACCGCUCCGGCGGGAAGGUAAACAGCGUUUCCGUGCGCUGCUCUGGUUCAGCAGAAGCGGCUUAGUCAUGCUGGCCACAUGACCCGGAAGCUGUAUGCCGGCUCCCUCGGCCAAUAAAGCGAGAUGACCGCCGCAGCCCCAGAGUCGGCCACGACUGGACCUAAUGGUCAGGGGUCCCUUUACCUUUACUUUUUAAGAGAGGACAAGUCUAUGUGAACACAUUACAGAGCUGCAGCUUAAACUCUUUCUUAGCCCCUCUUCUGACUGAUGCACACACGCACACACAUUGCCUGGUUUUAAAAGAGGAUUGCACAAAUUUGUGGAAGAGGAAGCUAUUGAUGUCUACUAGCCGCAAUGGCUAUGCUCUCCCUCCACCAUCAGAGGUGAGCCACUGGCCAGAUGCUCACUUGGUCCAGCAUCCUGUUCUCACGGUGGCCAAACAGAUGACUGUGGGAAACCCACAAGAGCAAUUUCCCCUCCUGCAGUUUGCUAGCAGCUGGUUUCCAGAAGCAUUGCUGCCUCUGAACAUGGAGGUGGAGCAUAGCCAUUGUGGGAGGGCUGCUCAUGAGUUCCACUGUACCUGCUUGGAGAUCCCAGCUUUGCUUCUUCUCAAAGUGAGUAAAAGGAGACAGAUCGACACCCCCCUCCCCACAUUCUUGUUUGCAGAGACUGGUGAGCAGAGUUUAGCAUGUCUUCCUCCUCCCCGUUGUUUCAGUCCUACCUACCAGUGAGUAAGCCCCAUCGAAUUCCAUGGGGCUUUCUUCUGAGCAGACACAGGUAGGAUUGCAGUAGGCAGGUGGUGGGUGGGUGGGUCGUGUGGGGUGCUCCUCCAUGACACAACCACCCCUGACGCCAGAAAUGUAGGACCACCAUCCCCAGAAAACAGUUCCAACUUUAUACUCCUGGGAUUCACCACUCAAACACUUUUGAAACGAGAGCGAAACUGGCUUUAGAACUGCUUCAAAGCACAGCAUUUCAGAAUUAAACCAGCAGAUUGUUGGUAACUUCAUGUGUACCAGGUUCAAAAGAAUGGGUGUGAAUGCACUGAAGGGUAAUGCAUUCUGAUGAUCAGAGCACAUUGUUUUGAACUGGAUCAGGUGCACCCUCGGUUCACUGAGCUCAGUCUUGUAGACACCAGUCUUUCCCAAACGGUGUCUUCCAAAUGUCCUAAUGGGAGCAGUUGAGAGUUGGUGUUCCGAAACAUCUGGAAGGCAUCAGGUCAGUGAAGGCCAAUCAUUGCCUGGCAGCAUCUCUCCAAGGUAUCAGUGCCCACAUCCUAUCCUGCCCAUCACUGUUGAUCCUGUAGACCAGGGACGUCCACCUCCCAAUAGACUGUGAUCUUCUCACAGUAUAAAAAAACUGGCAGUGAUCUACCCGUCGUCAGACCAAAGGACAUGCCUCCUACAGUGAAUAUGAUGAGUAGUAAAUGAUAACUACAAAAUGGGGGCAAGGUUUCAAAAGCAAAUAAGCCCUGAGCACAACUCAGUAGUAGUUGAUCAUGCUUAAAAUACCAGCAACAUGUUCACACCUUUUUGCUGGGUUAGUCUCUUGAGGACUGAAGACCUGUGAGGAGGUGCUUCAGUGCUUCCGAAAGAUCUCAGGCAUGGACUUCGAAACACUCAUUCUCUCACAUUUGCUUACAUCAAUACCAUAUUCUUGAAAAAGUCACCCUGACAAACGGGUAACAGUGGAAACUGUGGGUGGAGCCAGUCUCUCAAGAUAUUUUUACUUUCCUAAGGGGUGGGUAGGGGAAGUGUUAGUUUCUAUUUCACAGGUAUUUUAUCAAAAAAUUAAAAACACCUUCUUAAAAGCUCAGAAACGUGUGAUGUGUAUCUGAUUUUACUUUGCUCCACAAAUGAGGAUUUUAAUCUUCGCAUCCACUUUGCGCAAAAAAAAAAAAAAAAAGACCACAUAACUUGAGAGUUUCCAUUCACACCAUAUUUUAGUCACCAAAAUUCAAUAAACAUCUGCAUGGCCUUUUAAAAAAAAUUAUAAGUGACUUUUGGCUUCAUUUCUGGCCACAUCCAUGGCUUAUAUCCCAGAAUUCCUUGCAUGCUCCUCCCGGAUCACAGAGGCCAAACAAGCAAUGAUUACAUACUUCUUUGGGCUGCUCUAUCCACUUCUUUAGCGGACUGGAGGGGGGAAAGUCUGACUUUUUAAAAUACAACAGUUAAUACGGAUAGUUUAGGGAUAAUUUACCCCGUUGUGGUAAAGCCAUCGUAACAAUGUCCUGCUUAUCCCUCUCGUCUCCUUCUUUAUUCUUCUUCUUCUUCUUAAUUAAAUUUAUUCCAACCCACAAUGUCACAGGCACCAGUAAACGUUGCGGCUUUCUCUUCCACUCACAGAAUUCCCCAUCGGAAACCCAACAGCGGAGAGGACCAAAGGCGAAAAAGGAUGUGCCUCAGACCAUCUACACCACAGUGCACCUCCCCAAACAGGUAGGAAGCAGCUACCAUCCAUCUACAUUAGAAAAACGGGGCUUCAGACCUGAAAAUAUUGGUACAGAAAACAGGAAAUUUGGAAAAUUCAUUUUAAAAUAAGAAACUAGUUGUAGUAGAAGUACAACGUGUCCCAAAAGGAACUGACUCCAGUUCCUGGUUGUCCUGUUACAAAAUGAAUGGGUUUGGUUUGUGUCCAGUUCACAGUUCAAUUCACGGUUUGUUCAAAUGUUCCUCAGCAAUUUCUUUUCAGCUUUCAGAAUGUUAUGAGCAUCUGCGGUGAAGUGUAAAAUACGCUUAAGACUGAGGAAACAUCAAAACGCCUACACAGUGGAAUGUGAAGCGUUACUUUUAUUUCCCCCAGCCAUAACAUUCUUUGAGCUUAAAGGUCAAAAGAAUAUAAAGAGUAUUUUUUUUAAAAAAAAAGUAAGAAAAUGAACGGUUUCUAGUUCAUCUUCAAGUACAAAGUUCUACCUCAAAAUGGACUUAGUUCAUGUUCUAGCUGGCGGGAACUGCUUUUAGUUCAAAGCUUUUUGAAUUAAUUGGGUAAAUUGGUCAGGCCACCCUUGUAGUCCUGUCUCCCGUUCUGGCAAGCUGGAAUGUGUGCCAAGGAGGGUGACCAAGAUGAUCAAGGGUCUGGAACGGUUGAGGGAGUUGGAUAUGUUUAGCCUGGAAAAGAGCAGACUCAGAGAACAUGUGACAGUCAUCCUCAAAUAUCUGAAGGCCUGUCACAAGACAGAUGGAGCAAGCUUGUUUUCUGCUGCUCCAGAGGGGAGGACCUGAACCGAUGGAUUCAAAUUACAAGAAAGGGAAUUUUGACUAAACCUAAGGAAUAACUUUCUGACAUUAAGAGCCGUUUGACAGUGGAACUUUGUAAGGUGGUGGACCUUCAUUAGAGGUUUUUAAGAAGAAGAAGAAGAGUUUGGAUUUGAAUCCCGCUUUAUCACUACCCGAAGGAGUCUCAAAGCGGCUAACAUUCUCCUUUCCCUUCCUGCCCCACAACAAACACUCUGUGAGGUGAGUGGGGCUGAGAGACUUCAGAGAAGUGUGACUGGCCCAAGGUCACCCAGCAGCUUCAUGUGGAGGAACCGGGAAUCGAACCCGGUUCACCAGAUUACGAGUCCACUGCUCUUAACCACAAGAAGAGGUUGGAUGGCCAUCUGUCAUGGAUUCUUUAGCUGAGAUUCCUGCUUGGCAGGUGGUUGGGCAAGAUCCCCAGGGUUCCUUCCAACUCCACAAAUCUAUGAUUCUAUUAUUCAUCCCAAGCACUGCAGAAAACUGAGGGAUCGUGUCCUGAUUACAGGACUGGACUUUGCCUCAUCUCUGCUAUGAUUUCAGAUUAGAUGAUUCAGAGCGCAGAGAUAGGGGCUCAGAAAGCUGCCUUAUAUCAAAUCAGACCAUUGGUCUAUUUAACUCAGUACUGUCUACAAUUAGUGGCAAUGAUUCUCCAGGGUCUGAGGCACAGGAUAUUCCCAAUGCUACCAGUGAUGUCAAGAAUUGUACAUGGGGCCUUCUGAGUGCACAGCACCAGCAAGCAUUCUACAAAUGAGCCAAGGGCCUUUCCGAAAGAUGCACAAGGUACAGGAACCACAAGGUACAGGAAGCACAAGGGCCUCUUUCUUCCUGUCCUACAUGAAAAACUCACUGAAAAAAUUGUCUUGCCCCUGAAAAGUUCCCCUGAAAGCUGCAUACUUUCUGCAAAUGGCCUAGAAUUUCUUGGCAUUAGAAAUGUGGUCUAAUAACAAUACGAACCAUUUUAUUAGUAAUUAGCAAUGGGACUUUUUAGUUUAGAGAAAGAGCAAGUAAGAGGUGACAUGAUAGAAAUUUGCAAAAUUAUUCAUGGCAUGGAGAAAACGGCUAGGGAAAGCAUUUUCCCCCCCUCUCUCAUAAUGCUAGAACUCGCAGACAUCCACUGAAGGUUGGAAGAUUCGGGGCAGACAAAAGGAAGUACUUUUGUUGUUGUUGUUGUUUAGUCAUUUAGUUGUGUCCGACUCUUUGUGACCCCAUGGACCAGAGCAUGCCAGGCACUCCUGUCUUCCACUGCCUCCUGCAGUUUGGUCAAACUCAUGCUGGUAGCUUCAAGAACACUAUCCAACCAUCUCAUCCUCUGUUGUCCUCUUCUCCUUGUGCCCUCAAUCUUUCCCAACAUCAGGGUCUUUUCCAGGGAGUCUUCUCUUCUCAUGAGGUGGCCAAAGUAUUGGAGCCUCAGCUUCAUGAUCUGUCCUUCCAGUGAGCACUCAGGGCUGAUUUCCUUCAGAACGGAUAGGUUUGAUCUUCUUGCAGUCCAUGGGACUCUCAAGAGUCUCCUCCAGCACCAUAAUUCAAAAGCAUCAAUUCUUUGGUGAUCAGCCUUCUUUAUGGUCCAGCUCUCACUUCCAUGCAUCACUGCUGGGAAAACCAUAGCUUUUACUAUACGGACCUUUGUUGGCAAGGUGAUGUCUCUACUUUUUAAGAUGCUGUCUAGGUUUGUCAUUGCUUUUCUCCCAAAAUAAAGUACUAAAAAUAAAGUACUUUUAUUUUUAUUUAUUUAUUUAUUUUGAAUUUUAUUUAUUUAUUAAAGUUAUUAUGUUACAUCAGUAAACAUUAUCAUAUUACAUCACAAGGCUUAUUAUACUAUAAUUUUCAACAUGUAUACAAAGUUUAUAUACUAAAAGAAAGAAGAAAAAGAAAAAACAAGGGCAAAAAACUUUUCCAAAGUCAUAUAUGUACCAACACUUUGAACUUCCUGUCUAUCCCGUUGUAUACUCCUUUUUUACAAAUGAAUGUACUCUUAUUAUUGUAUAUUUCUUUACAUUUUAUCUAAUACAUUCCUAUAUCAAUAUGUACCCUUGGUCUUAUUUCUCAACUCAGUCUCUCUCCAACGCCAAUCGAAUGCUAGCAUAGAUAGUGAACCUUUACUGUAUUUUUGAACAUAUAUCUUAUGUCUAUCCCACUUUUCCAUAAAUUUUUGUUUUGAAAGGAAGCACUUUUAAAUGCAGCACAGAAACCGUGGAACUCCCUCCCGCAGGAGCCAGUGAUGCCGCCAACUUGGGUGGAUUAAAAAGAGGAUUAGACAAAUUCAUGGAGGACUAGGUUAUCAAGAGCUACUUGCCAUGAUGGCUCUGCUUUGCCUCCACAGUCAGAGGCAGUUACACUUCUGACUAUCAGUUGCUGGAAAACACAGGAGGGGAGAGAGCUUUCGUGCUUAGGUCCUGCUUGCUGGUUUCCUGCAGGCAUCUGGUUGGCCAUUGUGAGAAUAAAUUGCUGGACUAGAUGAUCCAGCAGGGUUGUCUUAUGUUCUUAUGGUCAGCUUGGUUUAACAGCUUAUUAAAAACAACUACCAAAACUACAUAAGAAUCUUCUCCUAAACUCUUCCAAACAGUUUUUUUUACCAUCUUGAGAUCAGGAAUCAGCGUGUGUGUUUAAAGUGAGGAGGAAUCUGAAUCCCUUCUUCUUCCUUGUCAUUCUAUAAGGCGGGCUGAGGAUAGCCAAUGUGGUGUUCUCCAGAUGCUGUGGACUACAACUCCCAUAAUCCCUGGCGACUGGCCAUGCUGGCUGGGGCUCAUGGGACUUGUGUCCCACCAUGUCUGGAAGACACCAUGUUGGUUAGCCCCUCUCUAAGAUAAUACUAAGUACUUUGAAGCUGUCCAUCUCUUUGCACAACCACCCUAGGGCACAGUUCUUCAGCCUUAAGUCCCCAGAUGUUAUUGGACUACAACUCCUAUUAUCCCCAGCCUGCUUAGUCGAUGGUCAGGGGUGAUGGGAGUUGUGGUCCAACAACAUCUGUUAUCUCAAGGUUAAAGACAACUGCCCUAGGAAACCUGAUCCCUCUUUGGCAGGAUACAGAUUUGAGAUUCAUGGCAAUCAAUAGUUGGGCUUUCUCCAGUGAUGUUCCAGCUCCACAAGGCCUGUUUGACCACCACCACCACCCUGUAAAUUUCUUCUUCUCUUUCCCAGAAUCCUUUGCAAACAGACGACGAGAAGAUGCGGAGAACCAGAGAAAAGAGUGAGAAAACAAUUUACUCAGAGAUCACCAAGCCUCAAGAGGCAUGUGGAUUUUUAAGCAUCUAUUGCUUAGCAAGUGGAGAUGGGUUGUAGCAUGGAAAGGGGAGUGGGGAAGCUGGAUCCAUUGCAAAGCCACAUGUUACUCAAGGCUGGUGGCAUAGCAAAUUGCAAGAUCUGUGGUUGCGUUAAAGGUGGGGGUGGGAAGAUGUGAGUGGAAUCUCCAGGUGUGUAUGGGGGGGAGUCACACCACAACACAGCACAGAAUGUGGUCUUAGCUGCUAAAUUUAUUUUCCUAACAGCCUCAGCUUUCAUUUUCUUUUUUAAUGGAAAUGAGCUCCUUGGCUUCCCACGCUUGCAAAGGGGGAAGUCUGAAAAAUGCCUCUCUAUGGUUAGGAGAUGACCCUGACAAGAUUCCCCAUAGUCUAUGUGAGUGCAUUUCACAGCCACUUUGCCCCUCCUUGUGACUAGCAAGCUGCAAUAAGUUCUGCAAAGUGGUAAAAAGGAACUUUCACAAUGCAAGAGAAGCCACACGUAUAUUCUCAACUUACCCCAUCGACACAGGUUGCAUCAUUUUCAAUCUGCUGCUUUCUUUUUUAAUGCAACCUAGGUUUGUAACUAGGGACGUGGGUGGCGCUGUGGUCUAAACCACUGAGCCUCUUGGGCUUGCUGAUCAGAAGGUCAGCGGUUCGAAUCCCCGUGAUGGGUUGAGCUCCCGUUGCUCAGUCCCAGCUCCUGCCAAUCUUGCAGUUCGAAAGCAUGCCAAAAAGUGCAAGUAGAUAAAUAGGUACCGCUCCGGCAGGAAGGUAAACGGCGUUUCCAUGGGCUGCUCUGGUUUCAGUGUUCCAUUGUGCCAGAAGCGGCUUAGUCAUUCUGGCCACAUGACCCGGAAAAACUGUCUGCGGACAAACGCCAGCUCCCUCGGCCUGUAAAGUGAGAUGAGCGCCACAACCCCAGAGUUGUCUGUGACUGGACUUAACUGUCAGGGGACCUUUACCUUUAGGUUUGUAACUAUCCCAGUAUUAAACUCUUGACCUUUGCAGACACACAGCUUUCUCCUUCUGAAUCUGUGAGGCUCAGCUCGCCAUCUACGACAGACUUUCCCAACCUGGUGCCCUUUAGACAUUUUGGACCACAACUCCCAUAAGCCUGAGCUAGGACAGCCAUAUGUUGCUGGCACUGAUAGGACCAUGGCUGUGGCUGAUGGGAGUUGUUGGCCAAAACACCUGCAGGGCAUCAGAUUGGACAAAGAUCUGUGCUGUGUCCACAUUUGGUUCACACACGCUCCUCUCCCUCCUCAUUUAAUCCCCCUAACACCGCUGUGAGGUAGGUUAGGCUAAGAGGAAGUAACUGGCCCAAGGUCAAGUGGGGCUUUGAACCCUGGUCUCCCAGGUCCUAGUCCAACACUCUCACCACUAGGCUGCUGGGGAUGGGCAGCAGCUUAGGAUAGCUACUCAUGCUGUGCUUUUGGCAAUUUCGGAGACACCACCAUGGGGAAGAGCCUGCUGGACUAGGCAGACACACCUUGGCUUUUCCGGCCAACAGGGCUCAGCUGGUAUUCUGAUGUGCAUUGCUGAAUUGGUGCUCAUUCUGCAAACAGGCAGCAGUAUCUUCCAGAAUAGGCAGCAACUUCCUGAACAGCGCUGUGCCUGUGGACAUGUGUUUGUUUUCUCUUGCAGUGUGAGGACCAGGACUCCAAGACAGUCUACGAGACAGUGAACAACCCGAGACCUCCUGAAACCACUGAGUAUGACAAAAUUCUCUAGCAACCCACUGGACCAAGGACCAAAGGGACAAAGCAGUAGCAGAGACUGGACCACCAGAGGGAAAUAAAAAAAUUAAGGUCUUAUAUACAGUGGUACCUCGGGUUAAGGAGGAGGGCAAAACUAGAAUGAAUUGGCUCCACCUAUCAUUGUCUGUUGAGCUUCCUGCCUUCUGCAUCCCACUGGGUACCAGCCAUCACAGCAAACCAGGGCAGCACCACCACCAGGGGCAUCUCGUAGAAACUCGCUCUUCCAAAGCAGAGCAGAAGGAAAAAAUGCACCAUGUCAAUCACCUGUCUUCACAAUUACGUCAAGCGGCCUGCUUUUGCCCACAUGGUUUGAAAUCAAAGCACUGUGUUUUGCAAACCCCGGCAAUCAGUUAAUUGUUGAGGUUUGCAAAAUGCCUCACACCACCCAAUGCAAUGUCUCAUUCCGUUCUAAAGCAGUCCAAGUUGGUGGCCAGCCUUACCUCUUGUGGGAACAAGUACAGUGGUACCUCGGGUUAAGUACUUAAUUCAUUCCGUAGGUCCGUUCUUAACCUGAAACUGUUCUUAACCUGAAGCACCACUUUAGCUAAUGGGGCCUCCUGCUGUUGCCGCACCGCCGGAGCACAAUUUCUGUUCUCAACCUGAAGCAAAGUUCUUAACACAAGGUACUAUUUCUGGGUUAGCAAAGUCUGUAACCUGAAGCAUAUGUAACCCAAGGUACCACUGUACCAUCAUUUGGCUAUAUGCUCUGUGAAGUUUUCUCUUUCUUUCUUUCUUUCUUUCUUUCUUUCUUUCUUCUUUCCUGAACCUUCCAAUAUUCAACUUCAUUGAAUGCCCUGCCGGUUCUCAUCUUAAGAGAGAGGAAGAAAACUUAUCCCCGCCCACUUUUGCUGGUUUAGAAUUUGUCUCUUAAACCCACCCAAGUUGGUGGCCGUCACAGUGUCUCUGUCCAUAUCUGCUGCCUAUUUGGGACCCUUAUUUGCAAUAGAAAAUAUGCACUGGAAGUCAAAAUACAUGGAUAUUUGAAGUCAGAAUUGAGCAGAAACAUGGACCAGUUAUCUGCAGCAGCCCAGGACAGCAGGGUUGUGUCAGGCCUGGCCGUUGUCCUCUUCAGAUCACCACACAAACGCUUCGUGUUCUUUUAUAACUUUUUAUUGUGUAUUAACAAAACAAUCUUAUAAUCGGUUCUUAACUAUUAUUCCUCAGAGUCACUUAUUUCAGAUACCUUCUGAGCUCUGCUUCUCCGUGACCAGCCACUCUCAAAAUGUCAAACGCCCCUUCCUUUCGCUUUCCCGCUCUUUUUUCUAACCUCCUGGCUAGAGCUGGCUUGUAUCUCCCCUUCUCCGAAUCUGAGCUAGAACUGAACCCUUGCCUUUCCUGUGAACAGCCAGUCCCUCCCUGUUGUUCCUGUUGCUCUCUCCUAUUAGAUUCACUGCUCUCCUUCCCCCCUUGGGGAAUGCUUUCUCCCUCUGAGAAACUGGAAACUUCUAACUCUUCCCUGACAGGUUGUCUGCUUCCAAGUUAAUUGUAGAGAUCUUUUAUGGAGGCCCCUGCUUCAAGUGCCUCCAUCUUUGGAGAAAAGAUGGAUUAGCUUCAUGAGAAAGGACCCCUCUUCUGCAAUGGAAUCCACAGAACUCACUCACUUGUCUCCCCUUCCAGAUUAAUUGGCAUUUGAUUGAUUUUCUUGUAGGUAUGUGCAUUUUUGUUUGGCACUUUAGGGUAAUUUUGAAUGUUGUGUGCAUGUACAUUACCUUGUUAAAUGACUUUCUGUAAUGCUUUGAUUUGUGAGGACUUUGAGAUCUUCAACAAUGAAAAAACAGAAUGCCCGAUUUUAAAUAAAUAACUAUUCCCCCUUUCUCCUUGUCCAUUUUUCUUCAGCUGUUCUGUCUACCCUUCCCUGGUUCAGUCAUCUCUGCCUUCUCAGUCCCUUCGCUCUCUGCUCACAUUCCAU
This is a messenger RNA of Podarcis lilfordi (Lilford's wall lizard), 32429 nucleotides long. The record is from the annotation of a GenBank genome assembly. NCBI's taxonomy places the organism in Eukaryota, Metazoa, Chordata, Lepidosauria, Squamata, Lacertidae.